GGUCAGUACAUUUUACGUCCUCCCACUCUGCUUAUGUUGUCAAGCUUUGCCAGACGCAUCUCACCGUGGAUCCUCUGUUAUGGCUUGAAGCAUUACUAACGAGUUGUCGUUGCCUGUCCUUUUAGAAAGCGUUGGAUACCUGCUGUGCGAAAAGACAGUCGUGAGGCUAAUCAUGAGGACAACAAGCCAACCCAAUUGUUGAUGUGCUCCUCGAUUUCAUUUGUCCGUGCGACUCGGUACAAACGUUGUGAAGCGAACCACAGGCAAACUCCCGCGUAUGUAUAUAUAUGUGUAUUCUCGAACCUAGUAUAGAUGUGUUCUUGCUUUCAACGGCUUUUCUACAUCUAGCUAUUGCCAUCUAUCUUCCAAUGGUUCUGGAAGUGUUGGACGGUACACUUUCGAAGGGUGUCCUGGCCGUCAUAGUCUCGUGGAUCACAUGGAAGAUUGUUGGUCAUUUGUUCUCUCGUUCUCCUUUGGAUAACAUCCCCGGUCCCACAAAUAGUUCAUUCCUGAAAGGAAAUGUCGAUCGUUUGUUUGAUCGUCACGGUUGGGACUUCCAAGACGAGAUUGGUGAGAAGUAUGGUCCUGUUGUCAAGCUAAUGGGGCCUCUAGGGCGCAAGAUGUUAUUCGUAUUCGAUCCCAAGGCAUUGCAUCACAUUGUCGUCAAGGACCAAUUUAUAUAUGAGCAAUCUGGCUUUACUGGGACGUCUAUUCAUGCUACCAUUGGGCCCGGGCUGUUUUCGACAUUUGGUGAACAUCAUCGUCGGCAGCGCAAAACGCUCAACCCGGUCUUUUCUAUCAAUCACAUGAGACGGAUGACACCAAUAUUUUAUCGGGUUGCUCAUAAUCUAAGAGGUGGUUUGAAGAAAGAAUUGGACAACAGAGAUGGAGAUGUAGACGUUCUUCGUUGGAUGCAUCGUACCGCGCUCGAGUUGAUUGGUCAAGGUGGCCUCGGUUACUCCUUCGAUCCUCUGCUGGAGGAUCGACAUGACGACUACGCCGCCGCGAUGAAAGAAUUCUUGCCGGCUCUGUUCAAUAUUUCCGUGCUGCGCCUGGUGUGGUAUAAGUUCCAACCCCUACUUUCAGCGUUGUUCCCCAAGUACAUUCUUCGUUUGAUGGUGGAUUCUCUCCCCAUCAAACGUGUCCAGUAUAUGAAACAGCUUUCCGAUACCAUGUAUCAAAAUGCGACAUCUGUCCUUCAGCUCAAGAAGGAUGCGCUUCGAGCUGGCGACGAAGUGGUCAUUAAGCAAGUCGGUGAAGGGAAGGACGUUAUCAGUGUCUUGCUACGUGCCAAUAUGGAGGCGUCCGAGGAAGAACGCAUGCCUGAAGAGGAACUCCUGGCUCAAAUGUCUGUCCUAGUCCUCGCAGCAACCGAUACAACUUCAAAUACGCUCGCUCAGAUUAUGCAGACCCUUGCAACACAUCCCGAAGCCCAAGAGAAACUACGAACUGAGAUCCUCCAAGCACGUGACGAAGCAGACGGAGAUAUAUCGUAUGAUAAACUCAUUGCUUUGCCAUACAUGGAUGCUGUUUGCCGGGAGACUCUACGAUUGUAUCCCCCGUCCACAUUCGUAUCUCGAGAGACUAAGAAAGAUGUCGUUAUGCCGUUGUCACAACCGAUUCAUGGUGUCGACGGUCAGCCCAUACAGGAAAUACCCAUUCCGAAAGAUACAUCUGUCGUCAUCGGUAUUCGAGCUUCUAACCUAAACAGAGAAAUCUGGGGUGAUGAUGUCAGGGAGUGGAAACCGGAGCGUUGGCUUGAGCCCCUUCCCAAGACUGUCACUGAAGCUCACAUCCCAGGCGUUUACUCAAACCAAAUGACUUUCCUUGGCGGAGGACGGAGCUGCCUCGGGUUUAAGUUUUCUCAGUUGGAAAUGAGCAAGUCCCGGUCGCUCUUUGAUCUUCGUGCUUCGCUUACACUCUUGCAAUUCUUUAGAGGUCGUGCUUUCGACCCUUCUCGAGUCGUUCCGUUUCUCCCCAUCGAAGGUGGCUAAGGAUGUACAUUGGAACCUUGCUGCUGUCAGGUAUCCCACAAUUGGGAAGGAUUCAACGAAUCCACAACUUCUGAUGUCGGUGGAGCUGCUUUGAACAUAUAGCGUCUAAGAACGAAUCUCAUUUAGUUCUGUUGUCCAUGAAAGCCGCGAAUGCGUUGGAUGUGGCCAUAUUGAUCUGGUCAUCGAGACAAUUACUACACUACAGUCGUUUACGUUGGAUAGAGAUUUGUAGAGUAUCAUUAUACAGAUGAAUGCGUGAGCGUGUUGGCGUUGUUCAGUUC
Somion occarium is the source of this 2275-nucleotide messenger RNA. The record is from the annotation of a GenBank genome assembly. NCBI's taxonomy places the organism in Eukaryota, Fungi, Basidiomycota, Agaricomycetes, Polyporales, Cerrenaceae.